AUGUCUGAUCCAAUACAACAGUAUAACUCGAGGCUGAUCGAUGAUUUGGACUCGACGCACGAAAAUGGCCGCCAAGAAGAAGAAGAUCAGACUCACUUGAGCGAAAUACUAGAUGACUUGGAGAACGAUGGAAACAACGACCCGUUCUUACAGCUAUACAGAGAGAAAAGGAUGCAAGAGAUAUCAGACCAUUUUAAAUUAGUUGAGAAGAACGUCAGGGAGAAAAAUUACGGCAGACUACAAGAAUUGGAUGGAGAGUCUCAACUACUUAGUUUAUCGUCCAAAUGCCCAAAGCUGGUUGUCCAUUUUAUGGUAGAAAAAUUCAGCAAAUGUCAGUACAUGAAUGACAAACUAGAAAUAUUGGCGAGAAAGUACCUUACAACCAAGUUCGUAAAAAUAAGUGUUGAAAAUUGUCCAUUCUUAGUCGAAAAGCUUAAAAUUAAAGUUCUGCCAUUUUUAAUGGGCUAUAAAGAGGGCCAGGAGCGUUUUAGAUCAAUUGGGUUUGCAAAACUAGGUAACGAUCCCAAUGGUUUCCCCACCACAAAACUGGAAAACCUAUUAGAGCGAGCGGGGCUUGUGUCUCUUCAACCGAAGCAUGAAGACGGAACAGAAAGCCGUAGGACACGGGAGAGUGACGGACCUCAAUAUGCUCGAUACAGUGACAGUGAUGCUGGCAGCGAACUAGACAUCUGA
Zygotorulaspora mrakii is the source of this 693-nucleotide messenger RNA. It is a transcript of the gene PLP1, whose product is annotated as Plp1p. Gene Ontology annotation, cellular component: cytoplasm. Bases 1 to 693 code for a protein of 230 amino acids. NCBI's taxonomy places the organism in Eukaryota, Fungi, Ascomycota, Saccharomycetes, Saccharomycetales, Saccharomycetaceae. The transcript has a single exon. The record is from RefSeq and is a predicted model, not a curated record.